CAUUAGUUUGUUUAUAUAAUUUUUUCGAUGUCCAGAACAAUAACUGAUUUAUAUUAUGAAGGGUAAGCCAAUCCACUUGAAAUCAAAAAUUCAGGCACCAGAUACAUUUAUUUAUUAAUCCGUAAUUGCCCAGCACACAUUUUUGUUUCCAUCAAACAUUUCCUACUUGUUUCAUAUAACCUCAGUCAGACGAAAAUGUGUUUUGCAACCCAAUGUAUUUGUUUGAAAACAACGUUUUAUUUAUUGACAGGUUCCAGAGCGGUCCGAGCUGCUUUUCCACUGACAAGGGCUUCUAGGGCGAAUUAAUGAAGGAGCUCUAAUAUCAUGGAAGAAAGUGUUUCCACUCAAAAGCAAGGUAAAGACGGUGACUCGCCAACCAAAGACAAACUAUUUGACCCCUCAGUGGAACUACUUUUGAAUGAUUUUGAUGAUGAACGGACAUUAGAAGAGGAAGAGGCCUUAGCUGCUGGAGAGUCACAAGAUCCAGAUGCUGAGCUGUCAAAUCUUCAAAAGGAGAGUAACAUGCCCUUAGAAGAACUGCUUGCAUUGUAUGGUUAUCAAGGUGAAAAUCAGGAGAACGAAAGUCCUGAAGAGGAGGGGAAUGAGGAAGCAGAAAGUACAGAAAUGUCUGAAACAGUAGAACGUGAAAGUGAACCUUCCCCACAGGAAGAGCCAUCAAAGCUGCACAUCUUAUAUGGACCCAUACCCGAUAAUGAUCAAGAUGCAUCAAGGUUACUUCGUUCUGUCUCUAGGGUCAGUGAAGAAGAAGAGGAAGAUUAUGAUUAUAGCCCAGAUGAGGAUGAGUGGAGGAAAGUGAAUAAGACGAUAAUGGUAGGUAGCGACUAUCAAGCUCAAAUCCCAGAUGGACUCUGUCACUAUGACGAUGCAUUGCCGUACGAAAAUGAAGACAAACUUCUAUGGAACCCUUCCGAAAUGUAUGGCGACAUUGUUGAGGAAUUCCUUAAGAAGGCCUCUGCUAUUACAAAACCACCCUUGCCGAUGGGCACUCAACUCAGGGAUGAUGAACAAGCUCUGUACCUUCUACAGCAAUGUGGCCACAACUCCGAGGAAGCCCUCAGACGAUUAAGGAUGACUCUUCCCAAUUCUGCUACAGAUAACAUGAACGAAUCACUUUGGUCCGAAGAGGAGUGCAGAAAUUUUGAGUCGGGCGUUAGAUGUUUCGGGAAGAAUUUUCAUCUCAUUCAACAGAAUAAGGUUCGUACAAGGUCAGUGGGAGAAUUGGUUCAGUUCUAUUACCUGUGGAAAAAAUCAGAGCGCCACGACAUAUUUGCAAACAAAGCUCGUCUGGAAAAAAAGAAGUAUGCUCUACAUCCCGGUUUCACAGAUUUUAUGGACCGUUUCCUAGAAGACCAAGAUAGUCGCGAUUGCAGCUCUUCUCCGAAUAUUCAAUGCCCAGGAAAUGGGAAACCACCUCCUGAUACUUGAUCUCUGUUAUAUAGCUAUUGGCUGUACAAAAGUAAGCAAGCAGACUCACCGUCUUGAGCUUAUCAGUUAGUUGUUGAUUAUAAGUUUUGUGCGCUUCAAUGAUAUUUGGGUAAGCUUACGUUUCCUAGCAUUUCUGUUUUUUCGUUUCUUGAGGACGCUUUAUUUGCCUUAUCACUAGGAUGUGACCAGAAUUCCAAAAUAUCGAACAUUAGAAUAGGUAGGUCUCUUUAUUCCUUUGAUGAAAUUAGUACAUUGAACACGCCCGCAUUCUUCGAUGAGAAAGAGGAAAGACUUUCAUGCAACAAAACUGUUGAGGCAAUUACGGCAUCUUCACAAUAUGGAGGACCAAGUCGACGUUUGAUUCUGACGUUCUAACAACCCAACAAAAAAGGUCACCAAUUUUUAGAAAAUAUCUCUGCCAGUAAUUUGCGGCAUGUUUACCGCGGUUAUUGCCAUGACCGCCCAUAUAGCAAAAUCCAGGGGUUUUUUUAUAGGCUGUGCAAAAAUGCAACUAUUGAAAAUGGUAGCAGAAAUAAUAUCUUCUAUGUUGGGAUGUUCUCACACGCCACCUUUUACCCAAAGAUUGGGUAUCUCAUUAAGAAUAUUUCACUUAUUAUAUGCCCCCCUUGCACAAAUUUUGAGUGUUGUGUAGAGUCUGUUAGGAGACAGUUGUACUUUUGAAAAUGAUAAAUCCACAUUUUACUCUGGGUUUAGUACGUGAUGGAGUAUAUUUGAUGAAAAAGAUUGCAAAAGUAAUAAAAACACUCAUGGGUUAAAACGUUUCAUAGGAACCUAGCAACACACAAAUAUCUUCGAGGCGUUUCAGUUUGAUCAAGUUUUUCUCUGGAUAUAUAUCAGCUUUCAAAAAAAGAUGAGUAAUAUUUUAGAUUAGCAUUUAAUACAGGGUCUAACAAAAGUGCCGUUUAAAGUUUCCGUUUGUUUUCGAGAAACAGAAUGCUAACGCAUUAACUAAGAGAAGGGAGGAUACUGCGCGGAAUGUCUGAAGUCUAUCGUUGAAUUUGUCCCUUUAAAUCGCUUUGUCCUGCAUUAUUGCUUGCCUAAUUUUACAACAAAAACAGCGAUCUAUGAGCGAACCGUACCUGGUUUGGCAUCUGUCAAGGAAGUGUGUAUGCAGAGGUGUCAAGUGCCAGAAAACAUUUAGAAAGCGAUAUAUUUAUACUGAGCAACAAAGUUUAUUGUUGUUGCUUAUUUCCUAUAAAAAUUUCCAAGAAUAUUUCUAAUUUUAUUCUGUUUGACCAACUGCCUUCGCUUGGUGUACCUCCUCUUUGGCUUCAGCGCUGAGUUACUCCCUGUGUAUGGCUAUUUCUAAAGGGUUCUACACAUUCGACAUGAUGUCAAAUACAUUGCCAAUCUUGAAAAAUUGUAGGCGACUAUUCCCUGUAUAUAUUCUAGAGCAUGUAGAAUGUGUAAUGUGUCCCAAAAAGUAUCUUUUUUUGAAGGAAGGUAUAUUUUUAGUGUGUUCACAAUUAUUAGAUUAUAACUAUAUUGCCUUAUUGUAGGCAAAGUGAAAACAUCUCAUCACUACAAAGUGAAAUUGGUGAGAUAUUUUCCUAUGUGUUGAAUAUUUAUAUUUUUUAUUGUUAUGUCAUUAGAUUGUCGUACAUUCUCAUUAUAUUGGAUGUUUUGAUAUUCACUUUCUCACGAACUAUCCUUUCGGAUCAGGGUGUUUUUCUAGAUAAUUAUAAAUCUGUGAAACUAAAAACAGUCCAACAGGACUGAAGAAUACAGAUUUUCUUGUCGUUAUCAAAAAGAAAUGAUAAUUCUAAUGAUAGUAAUGAUCAUGCACUUAUCUAGAAAACACCUCCAACGCAUUCGAGAAUUUCUAAUGAAAGGUUAUAUUUUGUAUUGAUUGAAAUACUGGAACAAUGAAGCUACUCUUUAAAGAUAUAGAAUACGCAAAAAUCAAGGAAAUACACAAUCACAUCGCAGGACAUAUUUUUUUAUAUAGUACGUAAACGUCAAUUGAAAACAUUGUAUUAAAACAAGAUAUAACAAAUAUGUGCAUAUCAGUGAUUUUCCCAAGAAAUCGUCGCGUUUGAAUUACUUUUUCGUUAAAAUCUCGUACUAUGAGAAAAAAUGGUGGUCUAUGUUUAUCUGUGAUUUAUUAAGUGUAGGCGACGAAUAAAUAUGAUUAUUUAAAACUAAACGAUGCAUUACAAAUAUUGCAAUAAUCAGUCAAUUAACUUGAAACCAGAUGUAAUAAUUUUUCGUCGCUCUAUGUAAAAAUAUCUCUCCUGAGAUACAUAUUUGGUUCUGGACAUAAGCAUUAAUUUCUUUAAUUUCUUGCGUAUUUUAUAUUAAUAUAUUUUUGCUGUGAUAAACCACCUUGAAAGUUUUUAUUCGUAAUGUUUUCUGAAAUUUUUAUGUAUAUUUAUGUAUGACCUGUAAUUCUUAAUCACUAUCUCAUCCGAGAUCUGAUUCGUGUUCUGUGAAUAAUUAUUGUACUUUCAAUUAUUAAUAAUAAAAAUCUGAUGGAAAAUAUAAUCAUUUUAGACUAUCUGGAAACGUGGCAGCUAUUUGCAACAUUGCAACAUUUUUUCAAUUGAGUGAUUACAGCUUUUAAAACCCUGGGAUAUCCCAAAAGCAUUCGUGCUGUGUUGUCUAUCUAUAUAGAAAUUAAAAAUGAAAAAAAACAAAGGGAUUGUUUGGAAGUAUAGCGAUUUCUGUUGCUGAUUGCAUUUUAAACUUUAGUACCUCUCAAGAAGGCCUGAGGCAUUUGUGAAUUCAUUCAAUGAACUUUCAUUGUAUCCAAAAUGCCUUUAUAUUGCUUUUAAUAUCGUACUAAUAAGAUAUUUUUAUUUUCGAUAAGCGUUAGCUUUAGACUUUGUGUAAUUAUAUAUUUCUGAUACAUGAUUGUUGCCACAUUGUAUUGACGUUAAAUAUAUAAUCAGUUUCUAUGGCAUGCCAUGAUUUUUUAUGCUGGGACUGAGGCCAUACAUAGUACUGAGCUUUUACGAAAAAUAUCUAAUUUUUGUGUGAGUCAAAUGUGUAAUACUUCAUCUCUUGUUUUGCCGCAAACUUGUAAAAAUAGUCAACUGACCUCUGUAUCUCUAUUCCGAAAAUCAAUUAUUUAAAUUAAAGACUGCCCUGCUUUUUGUGAAUAAUCCAAUAACUUGUUGGUUUUUAAAAAUAUAGAGCGAUAUUUUCCAAUGGAAAAUGAUAUUACAUUGUGGUAAGUACGGAGUCGACCUACUUGAUGCAAUUUCUACUUUGCGCGAGGGAAUUUUUACAUACGUUCUGAUAUUCAAUAAAAAUAUUUCUAUUUGGAGGAUAUAAUAAAUAUUUUAAUGUGUAGGGUGUAGGGUGUAUUUCUACUUUUAGGAUAAAAAAUUGUACCUGAUAAAUAAAGAUAAUGAAAGUAAUAACAA
Acanthoscelides obtectus is the source of this 4835-nucleotide messenger RNA. Lineage: Eukaryota; Metazoa; Arthropoda; Insecta; Coleoptera; Chrysomelidae. The record is from the annotation of a GenBank genome assembly.